AGAGGAGAGAUUCCAGACACACACACACACACACACACACACACCUGCUCUCUGGUCAACCUCUUGACAAAAUGGCUCAAGAUUACUUUGGAUUCUCCUUGAUAAAGAGCAAUGCAAGAAACAACAACGCCACGGUGGCUCUGGCCAACCCUGCGGAUAUCUCUGUUAUUGUGAUUUACUUUGUGGUCGUCCUGGCCGUUGGAAUAUGGGCUAUGGUUCGCACCAAUCGAUCCACCGUCGGUGGCUUCUUCCUGGCAGGGAGGAGUAUGGUGUGGUGGCCGAUCGGGGCCUCACUAUUUGCCAGCAACAUUGGCAGUGGCCAUUUUGUCGGCAUCGCUGGGACUGCCGCCGCUUCAGGGAUAGCCAUCGGGGGAUUUGAGUGGAAUGCUCUUAUUGUGGUCGUCAUUCUGGGAUGGCUCUUUGUGCCAAUCUACAUUAAGGCUGGGGUGGUCACGAUGCCCGAGUACCUAAGGAAGAGGUUUGGAGGACAACGCAUUCGCAUCUAUCUCUCUGUGCUGUCCCUUUUCCUGUAUGUGUUCACUAAGAUCUCAGCAGACAUGUUCUCUGGUGCCAUUUUUAUCAACCUGGCUCUGGGGUUGAACAUCUACCUCGCUGUCAUAGCGCUACUAAUGAUCACCGCGCUGUACACGGUCACAGGUGGAUUGGCGGCGGUGAUCUACACCGACACCUUGCAGACCGUAAUCAUGAUAGUUGGAUCAUUCAUCCUCAUGGGCUUUGCUUUCAAUGAGGUGGGAGGAUAUGAACGCUUCCAGGAGCGCUACAUGGAGGCCAUCCCUUCCUUCACGGGUAACGUCAGUGCAAAAUGCUACGAGCCUCAGGCGGACUCCUUCCAUAUCUUUAGGAACGCAAUUACAGGAGACCUGCCAUGGCCUGGCCUGGUGUUUGGACUCACCAUUCAGGCCACCUGGUACUGGUGCACUGACCAGGUGAUUGUCCAGCGUUGCCUCUCAGCCAAGAAUCUGUCCCACGUUAAAGGAGGCUGUAUCUUAUGUGGCUACCUAAAGCUGCUGCCUAUGUUCCUCAUGGUUUUCCCUGGGAUGAUCAGCAGGAUCCUCUAUCCAAAUGAGAUCGCCUGUGUGGUGCCAGAGGAAUGUGUGAAAUACUGCGGGGCUGCUGUGGGAUGCACCAACAUUGCUUAUCCAAAAUUGGUGGUGGAUCUCAUGCCCAAUGGUCUCCGAGGCCUCAUGCUGUCUGUGAUGUUGGCCUCUCUGAUGAGCUCGCUGACCUCUAUCUUCAACAGUGCCAGCACUCUCUUUACAAUGGACAUCUACACCAAGAUUCGCAAGUCCGCCAGCGAAAAGGAACUAAUGAUAGCCGGCAGAGUGUUUAUCCUGGUCCUGAUCGGUGUGAGCAUCGCAUGGAUCCCUGUGGUGCAGAACGCCCAGAGCGGUCAGCUCUUUGACUACAUCCAGUCCAUCACCAGCUACCUCACUCCACCCAUCGCAGCCGUCUUCAUGCUCGCCAUCUUUUGCAAACGUGUCAAUGAGGCUGGAGCCUUUUAUGGCCUCACCAUUGGCCUUUUAAUCGGUCUGUCCAGGAUGAUAACGGAGUUUAUCUAUGGGACAGGCAGCUGUGUGGAGCCUAGCAACUGUCCCACCAUCAUAUGUGGAGUCCACUACCUCUACUUCAGCAUCAUUCUGUUUGUCGUGUCCUGCAUCAUCAUCCUGGGAAUCUCUCUCAUGACUAAACCCAUCGAAGACAAGCAUUUGUAUCGUCUUUGCUGGAGCUUGAGGAACAACACACAGAAGAGGGAGGAUCUCGAACAGGACGACUGGGUCGAAAACGAUGACGACGACUCUUCGGACUCAGACGAGCCAGAGGAGGAGCCCGGCUUUUGCAAGAAGGCAGUGAUGUGCUUCUGUGGCCUGGAGCAUAAAAAGGCCCCCAAGUUGAGUGCAGAGGAGCAGGAGGCGCUUCAGAAGAAGCUCACCGACACCACAGAGGUGCCGCUGUGGAGAAACAUCGUCAAUGCCAAUGCCAUCAUCCUCCUGUGUGUGGCGGUUUUCUUACAUGGAUUCUUUGGUUAAAGAAACUCAGAAUGACCCCAUGUGUUCUGGGAAAAAGAUCAUUUAUAUUUAAAUGACAGGAUUUUUACGUGAAUGUAACUUGAAGUGGACAGUAUAUCAUAUUUACAACACAUCAAUUUAUAAUAUACAAAUCUGUGUUAAAUAAUCAAAAAUGCUUUGAGCAUUAACACAAAUCACGGCAACAUUUAAGCUUUACGAUACAGACCAGAGCAAUCAACCAAAGGCUUUUUUUUUUUACAGUUUAACACUAACUCAUUCACAUAGACUUACAGAAAAUAUGGCUGAUUUUCAUUUACCAUGCUGCCUUAAGUCACAAAAAAAAAGGGGGAGGUUGUGUGAGAUACGCAAACAACUCUGUAAAUUAUCUGUCUUGUGUAAUUAAUCUACAGUCAAUUUCUUUGUACAAAAAAAAGAAGAGCAACAACCGGUAAUUACUGUUUUUUUCUACCUCAUUCUACCUAAGAGUCAUGUGCUCAAAGUCCUUGAGUUCUGUCACUUCUGAGAUCUAUGCACAUUGCUAUUUUGUUGUUUUAGGUGUUAAUGAAUAAAAAUGUCUCAGGGAAGAGGGACAUGAAUGACCUCA
This is a messenger RNA of Solea senegalensis (Senegalese sole), 2631 nucleotides long. It is a transcript of the gene slc5a1, whose product is annotated as solute carrier family 5 member 1. Gene Ontology annotation, biological process: transmembrane transport; sodium ion transport. Gene Ontology annotation, molecular function: D-glucose:sodium symporter activity. The coding region runs from base 72 to 2048 and encodes 658 amino acids. Gene Ontology annotation, cellular component: plasma membrane. The record is from RefSeq and is a predicted model, not a curated record. The transcript is spliced from 15 exons. NCBI's taxonomy places the organism in Eukaryota, Metazoa, Chordata, Actinopteri, Pleuronectiformes, Soleidae.